UGGCCAAGAACAAAUCUAAGUACAUUCUGGUGAGGAUGAAAAGCGCGGCCGAGACGGGCUACUGUUUCAACGUCAAGAGGCUCCGACUGCAGGAAAAACUGGUCCUGCUGAGAUAUGAUCCCAUUGCAAAACAACGCGUCCUCUUUACAGAGAAGAGAAAAAUCCGCUCUAUCUGAACAAUGACUGGGCUUGAUUUACGCAUGAGGAGAGGACGGAUUAGGGGGAGCACGGGGUGAAUGCUGAUUCAGAAAUCCAGCUACAUGGGCUGAAAAGAGAGGAAAUGAACUGGGAUCACCGUCUCCUGUGAUUUGAAGGCCAUUGUGAAUAAAACAAUGUAGAGAGAGAAAAUUCUUAAUGUCUGGACAUAGAUCAUCACAGUAACAUUUAUUUAUCUUUUGAGUUAUUUUUACAGUACUCAAUUAAAAAAAAUUAAAUAGCAAA
Messenger RNA from Tauraco erythrolophus (red-crested turaco), 441 nucleotides. The record is from RefSeq and is a predicted model, not a curated record. NCBI's taxonomy places the organism in Eukaryota, Metazoa, Chordata, Aves, Musophagiformes, Musophagidae.